Molecule: messenger RNA, 1037 nt
Organism: Notodromas monacha
Lineage: Eukaryota; Metazoa; Arthropoda; Ostracoda; Podocopida; Cyprididae
Source: the annotation of a GenBank genome assembly
UGUCAUUUUCCCGGUAGAUUUUUCGAUUAGGUUUUUAUUGUGCAAAAAAAUUUACAUCGACUGCAUGUUGUCGGUUUUGGGCAGAAGAAACAUACCGUGCGUGGCGUAUUUCCUGGUGUUGACGGCGACUAAUAGUGCGCGCACCAUGGCGUGGCGGUCCAGCGGCCAGAGCAAUGACGAACUGGUGUCGAAUCUCAAGAAGAAUGGGGUCAUUCGGUCGGAGGUGGUCGAGCGGGCCAUGCGGGACGUGGACAGGAAACACUACAGUGCUGUGAACCCUUACAACGACUCGCCCCAGAGCAUUGGUUACAACGUGACGAUCUCUGCGCCUCACAUGCAUGUAGCUGCCAUGGAAGCUCUGAAGGAUCAUCUCAAGGAAGGAAUGAAGGCGUUGGACGUCGGCUGCGGUUCGGGAUAUCUCGUGUCCUGCUUUGCCAAAAUGGUGGGAGAAACUGGACUAGCUGUUGGGAUCGACCAUCUUCCGGAACUCGUGGCCAUGUCCAAGAGAAACAUCGAGAAAGGAAAUCCGGAUUUGCUCCGGGGGAAUCGAAUCAAACUCAUUGUGGGUGAUGGAAGGAAGGGCUGGGCAGAAGAUGCUCCUUAUGACGCCAUCCACGUCGGAGCUGCGGCGGAAUAUCUUCACCAGGAACUGGUGGAUCAAUUGAAACCCGGAGGAAGGUUGAUCAUCCCUGUGGGAGACAAUCGUUUCGGGCAGAACCUGGAGCAAGUGGACAAAGCACUGGACGGGAGUGUGAAAAGGAAGAAUUUGAUGGGGGUGAUGUUUGUGCCGCUGACGGAUGCAGAUGCUCAAUGGAGUCGUACGAAGUGCGAUGUUUAAAUCUCUAUAAUGAAAAUACAUUGCAUUUGGUGGUGUUCGAAGCGUGAAUGAGCUAGUAGCUUGUCCAUUGCUGGAAUUUUAUCUUCCGUUUAUGGUGAAUAACGGGCUCUUGACCCUUUUUUGUGUUUCGGAAUUUUUUGUGAUGUGAAAUUAAAUGCAGAAGCAAUUGCAAGGCUAUUAAAAGCAACUUGGAUCUUCA